Dermacentor silvarum is the source of this 1627-nucleotide messenger RNA. RefSeq lists its product as uncharacterized. Bases 40 to 1551 code for a protein of 503 amino acids. NCBI's taxonomy places the organism in Eukaryota, Metazoa, Arthropoda, Arachnida, Ixodida, Ixodidae. The record is from RefSeq and is a predicted model, not a curated record. The transcript has 10 exons.
GGAGGAGGACCAGGACGCUGCUCCCACAGCUCGGGUGCAAUGGCGCCUUGGCGUCUGCCCGUCCGCUGCGUCCUCCUCGCGGUCUUCCUCGUCUUGACGCCGCUUGCUCGCACCGAAGAGGCCCAGCAACAAACCGCGCAAGCUGAUCCGCCGGGAACAGGUGAUCAGCGGUCCGAGAAGCAAAAAGAGCAGGUUAAAGAGGCUGCGACGAAUUCGAGCAAGCUCGAAGCUCCUCCCACGCCACAGACAAAACAGGGCGAUAGUGAUCAGGCGGCAAAAACAGCGCCGCCGGCGCAGCCCAAAGACUCCGAAGUCCAGGAUGCUGAGAAGAAGGCGGAACGCAUCGAGCAGCCCGAAGCUCCGAAAGAGGCAGAAGGGAGUCCACGAGAUACAAGCGCUAGUCACGACAAAGACGGCGGUUCCGCGGAUGACCAGCGUCGCGCGAAGCAGCCGAUCGCGGCGUCGAUGGAAGACGACGCCAGAGAAGGUGGCGCCUCGGACAGUGGAGUCGGAGACGAAGAAGAGCAGCUGUUGCUGGAGGACUCCGCGGACCCGUCCGCAUUGGAGGACCUCCAACACCUCAAGGACGUCCUCGACGGCGGGGAGUCGAGACGCGAGGAUGUUGGAGGACGCUUGUCGGCGUUUGUGAACAACGCUCUGCGCUCACUGUAUUCCAUAAUCACGUACGACUUCUGCCAGGCGUCGGCCAUCCCGGAACCCGCGAAUCCACAACCAGCGGUCCACGCACAGACCUCGCCACCAGCAGCAACGGGCAAAGGCGAGGACAAAGGAGCCGGCGAGACGAAGGCAUCGUCGUGCAGUCAGAAGGGUGGUCGCUUGGCCGACUGGCGCGCCUGGAGGGAGGCGGGCCACAAGAAACCCAAGGCCGUACUCACCAGACUCGCCUGUCUCUUGCGGUCGGCGGGCUACCGUCUCUACCCGAUGCGCCCUGCGGCGAGGUUCUGGCCCCACGGUGACGUGUGCACGGCGCUGUGCCACUCGUGCGAGUGCGACUACGACGCGAACUCGACGUGCUCCCAGGCUCGGCUCGCCUGGAAGUCGCGCACCCCCGCCGUGGUGUACGCGGUGUACUCGACGCUGCACCACUCGCGCGCACUGUGCGCCACCGCUCUGCUGCUGAGCGUGCUGCGCAAGAACUACGUCUACCGGGUCGUGCUCUGCACUCCGCUUAUCAUACUCCUCGCCAUGGUGACGAGGUGCCUUUACGUUUUGAUGCAACUGAGGCGCUACCUUGAGAACAGCGCCACACCGGCCAUAAACACGAGGGACUGUUCGAACCGGCACAGUGAGGACGAGGACAUGGGCAUGUCACCCCUGGAGAGGCACCGCCGACGCGACCUUCCACCCAACGAAGAUCAUCCUGACAAGCACGCCGAGAACACCAUCAGCAAGCUAAACCACACGAUGUCGUCGCUCCGGAGUUUCUCCACCUUCAUAGAAACAACAAGGGCCUACUACAAGACCAAGAUGGACAACUCCCUGCGCGAACUGCUGGACGCCGUCUUUCACCUGCAGGAGCCAAAACCAUAGCCUGGCUCUCUUUUCAGCCUGACCCGGACGGGAAGCUACGAGAUCUGGCACUGACACAACCCCCUACGUAUCCAAG